This is a messenger RNA of Salarias fasciatus (jewelled blenny), 5903 nucleotides long. It is a transcript of the gene tnks1bp1, whose product is annotated as tankyrase 1 binding protein 1. The record is from RefSeq and is a predicted model, not a curated record. The transcript is spliced from 11 exons. The coding region runs from base 132 to 4244 and encodes 1370 amino acids. NCBI's taxonomy places the organism in Eukaryota, Metazoa, Chordata, Actinopteri, Blenniiformes, Blenniidae.
AGUGUGUGUUGGUGUGUGUGUGAGACUGAGUACAGCUCAGCGGGCGAGACGAGCAGAAAGCUGAGGAAGACUCCCGUGACUUCCUCCCUCCUUCCACCUGUAUGACUCCGUGAGGAUAAAGCGACUCAGCCAUGGAGAGCUCCGUCGAGGCUUCCCCAAUCGGAGGUUCCCUGACAAACAAACCGGCGCUGGCCCCCAAGCCUCGGCUGGCCCCCAAACCCUUCUCCCUGCAGCAAAACGCUUCCAUUCGCUCCAUCCAUGCUCCAAAGAGCAGCCCGACUACAUCUAAGCCAGCAAGAAAAGUUGAGGCUGCGGGCGUCUCCAAGUCCACUCCAAGCACUCCCGCUCCAAAAGCACCUCUGCCAAAAUCCGCCUCGGGUCCUAAACCCAGCCCUGUGAGUGCAGCCGCCAAAGCACAGCCGACGCCGACCAAAGCCAGUCAGCCCAGUGAUCUGACCUCACAAACCACUCCAUCUAAGGAGACACCCAAAUCAGCACCAAACCACACCGUAGCUAUUGUGGAUACUUCAGAGAAGAAACCCAACAACACAGAAGCUGACCAAACAUCGGCUCCCAAAGUCCAAAACCAAGAAGAAUCCGGUAGUGAUGGGUCGUCCACGGCCUUGCCGAUGCAUCACCUGGGCAGCGUUAGGAAGCGUCUUCCUGCAGCACUCACCUCCAUGUUUGAGUCAGGUGGUCCGCCUCCAGUCCCCAAACCUAUAAUAAACAACACCAGAGAUACUUCAAGUAAGCCGGUGUCUUCCAGCCCAGAGAAGAGCAAGGAAACACCGGAACCAUCGAACAAAGAGAGGGAUGAACCCGAAGUGAAGGAGGAUUACACCGGAGGGAACAGUAUAAAACGCAGAAUUAGUCUCCUGUUUGACUCGUCUUCGAGGCCCGAGGCUGUGGCGAAGACGGAGGAGCCGGCGCUCGUGAACGGAAGUGGAGAUGUGAAGGAACGAAUCAAAAACUGGGCUGCCGAAGCCAGCUCCGAGGCAGAGAGGGAGCCUCAGGUUGUACCUCGAGCUCGCACCAGGAGCUUUGAGCGUGCAGCCUCCCCAGUUGCGGAGCCGUCGUCCGGUCAGCCUGCGCAUCCACUUUCAAAGCCGUCGCCUGCCGAACAGCCAUCGGCACAUCAGACGGAGGCAUCUUCCAAGGCACCGGAGGAGCCGAGCAAUUCAACACAAAGCGUCGAGCGACGGCCUUCUCUUCGCCGGGCCGAUGACGGUGACCUGGCUGUUACUGAAAGCGCUGAACGCGUACCAAGUAGAAGCAACGUCAAGCGUCGUUCUGUUCGGUUCGGUACAGUGGAGAGAGAUGAUGGAGGACCGCCAGUGGUAUUGGGCUCGGCGUCGGAAUCCAGCUCAGAAGAAGAAGAUAAUGAUGAGACUCACGAGGAUGACGCUAAGCAGGAGGUCCCGGUCUCAGUGCCGGCCUACACAAGAGUGUCGCUCCUGCAGAGGAAGGAUGAUGAGACCAAAAACGAAGAGGAGAGACUGAAACACGAGGAAUUCGAAAAGAGGCGGAGAGCAGAGGAGCAAGAACAGGCGAGAUUCAAGUUAGAAGAGGAGAUUAGACUGGAAAGAGAAAGAGAAAACGAAAGGGCGAGAGAGAGGGAAGAGCUGAGGCUGAGGGAGGAGGAAAAACAAAGGGAGAUGCUAAAGGAGCAGGAGGAACAUGAAAGGCGGAGAAAGGAGGAAGAAGAGGAAAGAGAGAGGGCAUGGUCGAGGGAAGAAGAGGCGGAAAGGGAGAGGCAGAAAGAGUUGAUGUAUCAGAGACAGAGAGAGGAGGAGAGAGAGAGAGCGAGGCAGAUGGAGGAAAAACUUAAACAAGAUCAGCUGGAAAGGCUGAAGGAGGAGGAAAGAAGGCAGGAGAGGUUGAGGGAGGACAGAGAAAGACAGAGGCAGGAAGAGGAGGAAAGAGAGAGGGCUCGGCAGGCGGAGGAGAGGGAGAAGGAAAGGUUAAGACAGGAGGCUGACGAAAGAGAGAGGGCGAGGCGCAGGAGGCUGGAGGAGGAAGAGUGGAUGCGGGAUCGACUGAGGCGGGAGGUGGAGGAGGAGAGAAGGAGGAUGGACUUGGAGAGAAAAAUGCAACAGGAAAAAGAGGACGAAAUGGAGAGAAUGAGGCAAAUUCAGAGAGAAAGGGAAGAGGAGCUGGAAAGAAGAAAGAAAGAGGAGAUGGAGCGAGGGAUGCUGAUAGAAAAGAGAGAGGAUGAGCUGAGGAGGCAAAUGGAGAGAGAGAGAAUCGAGGAGUUGGAAAGAAGGAUAAAAGAGGAGGAGAUGGAGCGACUGAGACUGAUAGAAAAACACAGAGAGGAUGAGAUAAAGAGGAAAAUCGAGAGAGAGAGGAUGGAGGAGUUGGAAAGAAGGAUAAGAGAGGAGGAGAUGGAGCGACUGAAGCUGAUCGAAAAACAGAGAGAGGAGGAGAUAAACAGAAAGAUUGAAAAAGAAAGAGAGGAGGAGAUGGAGCGAAUGAGACUGAGAGAAAAGCAGAGAGAAGAGGAGAUAAGACGACAGGUUGAGAGAGAAAGGAUGGUGGAGUUAGAAAGAAGGAAAAGAGAGGAAGAGAUGGAGAGACUGAGGCAAAUAGAGAAAGAGAGAGAGGAGGAGAUAAGAAGACAGGUUGAGAGAGAGAGAAUGGAAGAAAUGGAAAGAAGGAAAAGAGAAGAGAUGGAGAGACUGAGGCAAAUAGAGAAAGAGAGAGAAGAGGAGCUAAGGAGGCAAAUUGAGAGAGAGAGGAUGGAGGAGUUGGAAAGAAGGAUAAGAGAGGAGGAGAUGGAGAGACUGAGGCUGAUAGAAAAACAGAGAGAGGAGGAGAUCAAGAGAAAGGUUGAGAGAGAGAGGAUGGAGGAGAUGGAAAGAAGGAUAAGAGCGGAGGAGAUGGAGAGACUGAGGCAAAUAGAGAAAGAGGAGACGGAGAAGAGAUUGCGAGAGGAAAUGUUGCAGAUAGAGGAGGAGCGGCGGAGAAGGGAGAGUUGGUUGAACGACAGGCAAAGUGAGAAUCCAGUGGACAGAACAGAGUCAAGCCUGACCCGCUUUGACUCUGAAGAUGUGGAUCAGAGGUCAAAGUCCCCACGUUUGUCCCAAUCCACAGGGAAUCCUACUGAUAACUAUGAUGACUUCUCUGUCAAGAAGCCGGUGGCCGAGGUCGUUUAUGAUGAUUUUUCAGUCAAGCCAAGACUUCGGGGCUCCCGGAAAAAAACGGAAGCUACUCCAGUCACCCAGAGCUGGGCAGCUGACACUUCGGAUAAAGAGGAGACGCUGGUGCCGCUCGAUGUCAGACCUCAGGAAAGCAAAGCACCAGAGUGGACGGAAAAAACAGACAGCACCAUGCUGACGCCAACGUCCAGGGAUCUGGAGGUGGAGGUGAAGAAGGCGAGAGAGGAGCCAGUAAGAAAACGCGUUUGCUUCUCAGACGUGGAGGAAGUGAUCGGCGUUCAGGAGGUGGAGGAUGAAGAUGAAGAUGAAGGCCAGCAAGAGGCGCAGGUUGGCAGCUACCAUACAAAUGUUGAAGACAGGGACACGAACGCUUUGAUCGACAGUGAGCCGGACAAGCAGGAGGAGGAGGAGGAGACAGCCGUCUCUGAACAACCACGACCAAGUGAAAGUCCACAGUCUGUCCAUGAUGAAGCCCCUGACCUCUCAGAGGAUCCAGAUCCCUCUUACUUUCAGAGAGAACCAGAGUUACCUUCGUUUCCUGAGAAUACCGCUCCUCUCCUCGAUACCAGUGCACAGAGAUCCAGGGUGGAGCUGGGCAAGAGGCGCAGUCGAUCGCGUCCGACACGCUCGUUCCGUGUGAACACGGAUCAGACAGAAAGACGAGACUGGAGAACACAUGACACCACAGAUGAGAACCAGACGAAGCCACAGGAGUUGGACUCCGAGGAUGAAAAUAAAUCGAAGCUGUCCUCUUCUCCCCCUUCUCAAAGAGUGGCAGCUUUUCCUGGUGUGAGUCCAGCAGCAUUGAUUGCUCAACUGAAAAAGAGGACAGCUGCAGCAGGGAGUGGAGCAGGAGAGGAAGCAGAAGCAGAAAAGGCAGCGGAGGAAAAGGAAAAUCAACAUGAGGGAGUGGCGCCGUCUCCCUCGCAGCUCUUGCGCUCACCUCGUUCGGCCGCUCAUCUCGCCGGGGCCGCACGGGUUCUGCCACCCAUCGGCGGGAAGGACGGAGGCGCCAGCUCCUCGCCAGCCUGGCUGAAAGAGCUGAAGUCAAAGAAGCGUCUGAGUCAGUAUGAUGGCGAUGCUUAGCAAGAAGACACUGAGUGGGAAACCAAUCCAUCUCAGCCUCCACCAUCGCCGCCGCUGCUGCUGACAGACACCUUGACAUGAUUGCUCCAUUUUGUGCUUUGAGUGCCUUUUUUGUGGACCGCCACUGAGACUUAAAGGAGAGCAAUUCAAGCUUUUACUGAGCACAGAGACAUUCAAGAACUUUUAUAUCUUCCAAGUGACAUCUGGUGCCGAGGCUGAGGCCACGGCACAUCAGUGCCAAGUACAUGUUUUAUCAAGUGUUGUAUAGCGGCUGUAGAGUGGAGGGUAAGCAAGAAGAUGUAAUUUACAGCAAAGCCAUGGACUUUCUGAUAUUAUGAUUGUGUGACUGGGACUGAUGACACUUGGCCUUUAACAGAACACUCAAACAUUCAUGCCUUUCAAUAGUUUUUUUUUUAGGAUACUUGAUGUUGAUGUAAUGCUUUACCUGUUCCCUUGUCCUGCAACCAAAAGCUAAGGUAGGUAACACUGGAGAUGACAGCAAAGAAAAGCUAAAAAGCUAGGUCUGAAAUGUUUAGAAACAUCCAACUGAGAGAAAUCUCACCUCCUCCCAGGACUACCUCUAAUGCACACCUCCUCAAAUAAAGUGAGAUGUUAUGUUUCCUUCAGGCAACAGCACCCCUCCGUACGCCCACCAUCCAACACCCACACAAACCAGACACUUACCUGCGAAGCAGAAACACAGUAAUUAACAGCUUCACUGCUCAUUCCCUUCAGCUCCACAAGUUUUUUUUGCUUAAAAAAAAAUCUCUUUGGUGUCCAUCUUGGUUUGUCCUCUUACUUUUUUUUCAAGAUGUUUCUGUCUUUACAUCCAUACAUCUUUGCUUCAUCCAAUAUAAAGUUGUGCUCUUUACUUGGGCCUUUUCUAUCUGGAGCUGGAGACAAUGCAGGGAACACACCCCUCCAUUCAGGUCCAACAACGCAAUCACCCACAUAUAUUCACACCUCGGCGCAAUAAAGAGUCAUCGGUCAAUGUAACCUAACAAGUAAAUGCUUGGAUUUUUGGAGGAAGCCAGUGCGCCCGCAAUAAGACAGUAAACACAGGAAGAGACGGGUUCAGAAUCUAAUCUGAGUCUUGUCGCUGUGAUGAGGAGUUCUCACCAUCUAACCGCAUUUUAUUUUGAAUGAAAAGCCUCUAUAAUACAUUUAUAAGCCUAAAUUUGUAUAUAAUUACUGAAAAUAUAAAAUGCAUCAUUGCGUGUAUUAACCUGUACAAAAUCCCUUUCACAUCAGGUAACCCAUCACGAGUCUUCUCAAAGCAAGCUUGAAGCACUUUAAAAUCAUCGUCCAUACUGCCCAACUAAGCAACAGUGUCAUCAAGUGACAAUUAAAAUUUGUACAUUUUGUUUUCUAUACCCCAUCAGCAUGUUUCUCCUCUUCCCAUAAAUACUGCCUGAUUUUAUAAAUGCAAUCAGUAUCUGGUAUGAACAUCCGCGGCGAGCUGUGAGUCCAUUUUUAUAACAGUACAUGUGUCUUGUAAAGUCUUUGACCUGAAAAAGUCUGCCUGAAUUUCUUUUAUGUGCCUUUAAAAUGUUCGAGAAUGAAUUUUGUAAAUCUGUAAUCUUUUAUGAUCAAACUCUGUAUGUUGAGGAAACUGAGGGGAUUUUAAUAAAAGUUUUUUUUAUUAAAAAAUAUUGUGUA